AUUGCAAUAUUCCCUGCUUCCAUGGAUAUGAUUCAUGGAGUACUAUGCAUGUUAAAGAAGAAAUUGAAGAACGUCUUAUAUCGCUAAUCGAAUUGUUAACUGGUGGCAUUAGCAAGACGAAAAAAUAUACAUUGUUAAAAAAGUUUGAGGAGAAUGAUUGUGAAAGAAUCACUUGGCUUAUGGAGCUCUUCACACGAUAUUCCAAAAAUGUUGGCGCAGUGGCGAAUCAUCCCAAAAGCAAACAGCUGAUCUCGUCUGAGCUCUACAAGGAAAAAUUGCAAAAUGGAUUCUCCACGCUUCAGUCGAUUGCUGUUAUUCUUGGUUAUCUUUGGUUGCCCGAGAUGAAGGCUAAGAUUGAAAGUGAAUUGUCUCGUCACCAGAUAGAGAAGAAACAUGUGCUGGAUGUUCUCUCAGCAUAUCGUGACAACACUGGCAACGCGGGUGGAUCAGAAAGUACGAAGACGGUGAUCGAGGAAUACAUCGCUCGCCUUGAGGAAAAUUGUCACCAGAGUAUGGAGCUGGGUGCACAGGAAAAUUCUGGCCAGAGGAUGGAGCUGGAUGUACCGAGAAAGCCUGACCUGGGGAAAAUACAAGCAAUACGCAGAUGCACAUAUGCACAGGAAAAUUCUGGCCAGAGUAUGGAGCUGGAUGUACCGGAAAAGCCUGACCAGGGGGAACUGGAGGAUGUACAUAGCAAGCGGCGACGGACUGGCAUCGAUAUACUCGAUAGUUAAAGUUUAUUUGAGGUUAAAUCCUUUGUUUGGUGUUAGGUACCGAAUACACUCGACGUCGCUGUUUUUUCUUUUAUCACAUGUAUGAAAAUAUUGGUGAUUGGAUAACCCUGAAGAAAGUGACCAACGCAGCAACAUUUUUGGUUUUUAUUCUGUUUACAUGCACA
Papaver somniferum (opium poppy) is the source of this 898-nucleotide messenger RNA. RefSeq lists its product as uncharacterized. The coding region runs from base 45 to 734 and encodes 229 amino acids. Lineage: Eukaryota; Viridiplantae; Streptophyta; Magnoliopsida; Ranunculales; Papaveraceae. Gene Ontology annotation, cellular component: spliceosomal complex. The record is from RefSeq and is a predicted model, not a curated record. The transcript has 10 exons.